Helianthus annuus (common sunflower) is the source of this 1085-nucleotide messenger RNA. Its product is annotated as glutathione S-transferase L3. Bases 152 to 853 code for a protein of 233 amino acids. Gene Ontology annotation, molecular function: glutathione transferase activity. The transcript is spliced from 10 exons. The record is from RefSeq and is a predicted model, not a curated record. Lineage: Eukaryota; Viridiplantae; Streptophyta; Magnoliopsida; Asterales; Asteraceae. Gene Ontology annotation, cellular component: cytoplasm.
AAAUCCUUCCACAAAGUUACGUUUUAACCCUUUAUAAAUUAUAAUCAAACCCCAUACUCCCUCUAUAAAUAUAACGAUAUCCCCGUUACAUGUGUCUUACUCUCGUCUGUCUUCACUUCACCGUUUCUCGAAGCAUCUCAUAACAAUAAUAAUGGCUAGCGUGAAGGAGGUUCUUCCGCCAGUGUUGGAUUCUACUUCUCAACCGCCUCCUUUGUUCGACGGAACCACUAGGUUAUACACAAACUACCAAUGUCCCUUCGCACAGCGUGUUUGGAUCACCAGGAAUUAUAAGGGACUACAAGACAAGAUUAAGCUUGUUCCUAUAGACCUUGCUAAUAGACCCGCAUGGUACAAGGAGAAAGUUUACCCAGAAAAUAAGGUGCCAUCUCUUGAACACAACAACAAAAUCAUUGGAGAGAGUCUGGAUUUGGCGAAAUAUCUAGAUGCUCACUUUGACGGGCCUGCAUUACUACCAAAUGACCCUGCCAAACGAGAGUUUGCUGAGGAGUUAUUCACAUACACUGACACAUUUAGUAAAACAGUGUUAUCAUCGUUUAAAGGAGAUGUUGUGAAAGAAGCUGGUGUUGCUUUUGAUUACUUGGAAUCAGCUCUUCAGAAGUUUGACGGUCCGUUUUUCCUCGGAGAGAUCAGUUUGGUGGACUUUGUUUAUAUUCCUUUUGUAGAAAGGUUUCAAAUAUUCAUACAAGAGGUAUUCAAAUAUGAUAUUACCUCAGGCAGGCCAAAAUUAGCAGCAUGGAUAGAGGAACUGAACAAAAUUGAUGCGUACACAGUGACAAAAGCGGACCCUGAACACGUUAUUCAGUUGUACAAAAAGCGUUUUGUGGAUCAGUGAAGUUGAUGAAGUCCUUGGAAUCAUGAUCCUUUGGGUGAAUAAAGUUGUAUGUGUGUCAACUAGUAGUGUUGUGUCUGUCUUAUAGAUGGAGAAACAUAUGGUCUUUUGUUGUUACAUAUGAUGAUAAUAAAUGUAUUGCAUAAUUGCAGACUAGAUGGUGUCUGUCAAAUGAACUGGUGUUGUGUUUCUUAUUUUAUGUAGUAUAUACAAGUGCAACAGAUGACAAACUAGA